AUGGAGGAGAGGGUGCGCGCCGUGCUCCCCCUCAACGAGGAGUACGAGACCCGCUUCCUCUGCUGCUCGGCGCAGGAAUGGGCGGCCAUGGGCGUGGAGCAGCUGCGCCUCAGCACCGUGGACCUGACCGGCGUGCCCAGCCCGCAGCAGCUGCACGAGGGCGUGCGGUUCAUCCUGAAGCACCGGGCGUGCGGGAACAGCGUCUACGUGCACUGCAAGGCGGGGCGCUCCCGCAGCGCCACCAUGGUGGCCGCCUACCUGAUACAGCUGCAUCACUGGACCCCUCAGGAAGCAAUAGAGGCUAUUGCCAAGAUCCGUCCCCACAUCCUCAUUCGGCACAAACAGGUACAAGUCCUGGAGGAAUUUUACAGGAGUAUAAUUGCUGGCACAGCUGCAAAGAGUCAGUAAGGACCAUAAAAA
Messenger RNA from Tinamus guttatus (white-throated tinamou), 420 nucleotides. NCBI's taxonomy places the organism in Eukaryota, Metazoa, Chordata, Aves, Tinamiformes, Tinamidae. The record is from RefSeq and is a predicted model, not a curated record.